UGAACAACAAGCCUUCACUCAACAGCAAUGGCAUCCCAAAUCUCCAGGAUAUUUUUAUUGCUCCUUGUAAUGACAGUUAGUUUUGUGGUUUUCGUUCUAUCUCAGGAAUAUUUAUCAAAAAGUUGGACAAUUUUCUCUGGAAAACAUGAACUCAGAUCGGAAAACUUUUUGUUUGAUAUUAACCUCUGGGGACAGGAAGAAAAAACAGCUGUGCCAUCUUCUGUGUCUACCACAGCUGUGGCUGAGACUCCAAUACCUCUCCUCUACAGAGGAAAUUUCACAAAGCUUCCUCAGUGGGAUUUUGAUGAUGUCUAUAACCAGGAUGCCCCACCUAGACCAACAACAUGUGCCCAAUCACUGCGAAACUCUCAGGAUGAGAACUUCAAGAAGGCUUUUCUUCCCAACAUACGUUUGUUUCUGCACAAGGACAACAUUAACAUGAGCGAGUGGAAUCGCCUUUCACAUUUUAACAAUCCUUUUGGGUUUAUGGAGUUCAAGUAUGAUGAUGUGAUGGCUUCAGUGAAGCUGAUUCCAAAGCCAAAAGAGCCACUGCUCCUCCCAAAACCAGGUGGUGAUGGCUGUGUUCACUGUGCUGUGGUGGGUACGGCAGGAAUUCUGAAUGGCUCAAAAGUGGGUGCAGAGAUCGAUGCUCAUGAUUACGUUUUUCGGAUGAACGGUGCCGUUACCAAAGGUUAUGAGGAAGAUGUAGGAAAUAGAACAUCAGUGUACGUUCACACAGCGCACUCCAUCACCGCAUCACCUUAUUUUUUUGGGAAGUAUGGAUACAAAUCUGCCCCUCAUGAUGAGGGAAUAAAAUAUGUGCUGAUUCCUGAAGGCAUGAGAGAUUUCCAAUGGCUCGAGGGUCUCCUUAAAGGACAAGAGGUCUCUGGUGGUCAAUUCAACAAGAAAUGGCCAAGGGACUACUAUUCAGGGCAGUACAAUGAGAGCCGAUUCUACGUUCUACACCAGGACUUCCUCCGAUAUGUGAGGAACAGGUUCCUAAAGUCACCUAAUCUGAAUAAAAAAUUCUGGCCAAUAGUCAGACCAACCAAUGGAGCAUUCACCCUCUUCCUGGCUUUGCAUACUUGUGACACAGUGGAUGCAUAUGGGUUCAUGACUGAUGACUACAUGAAAUACUCCAACUACUAUGUUCAGAAGUACAUUAAAACUAAAGUAAUUUUCUAUGCCAACCAUGACUACAAUUUGGAGAAGAAUACAUGGAAAGACCUUCACAACAGAAAAAUAAUAAAGCUGUAUCAAAGAACGGAGCCAGAAUCAGGGACUGAAAAGCCAAAGUAACACUGAGUCCACCCGUAAGGAUAAAACCUACACCACUGAUGAUAUUCAAGAGCCAUGUCAGCAAGCACAGCAAGAAAGUCCUGUGUUCACAUCCACUGUAUAGUUAUACAGUGGAGCCUUUUUUUUGUGGAGUUUGCAUGUUCUCCCUGUGUCUGUGUGGGUUCUCUCCGGGUACUCAGUCCAAAGACAUGCACUUAGUAGGGUUAGAGAUUAAUUUGUUAUUCUAAAUUACCAAUAGGUGUGAGUGUAAAUGGUUGACUGCUGCUCUGUGUGAGCUUUGUCGCAGGACUCUGUGUUAGUGUAUCUACUCUGGUCAAAAGAAUCUACGCUUAGUACUGAUGUCCACAAUUCCUUUUUAUUCCUCUCACAAUCAUGGAGCACUGUGAAAACUAGAAACAAGUAAAAUUAUAUCAAUAGUAUGUAUGACAUCCAUCUCAGACAGUUUUUAUCAAAGUGCACAAGUGCUUAACAAAUUAACCAGCAUUAUCUUUUAAAGUGUAUGCCUUGUAAACCAGCAGUAGAAAAGUUGUAGAUCCUAAAAGUCCGCUGUGUUAUUGUUCUGCCUUGUCUCUCCUGCUCACAACUUCCAGUUCCCGGGACUCAAGGAGGACGUGACUACUCCACAACUGUUUUAAAAGAAACAUUUGUAGGAAAAUAGUAUCACUGGACUCAUAGAUUGUCUCUUUCCACUGUAACUGUACACAAACAUGAAUACUGAAU
Molecule: messenger RNA, 2019 nt
Organism: Oreochromis niloticus (Nile tilapia)
Lineage: Eukaryota; Metazoa; Chordata; Actinopteri; Cichliformes; Cichlidae
Product: alpha-N-acetylgalactosaminide alpha-2,6-sialyltransferase 1-like
Exons: 9
Coding region: 28-1299 (423 amino acids)
Biological process (GO): oligosaccharide biosynthetic process
Molecular function (GO): alpha-N-acetylgalactosaminide alpha-2,6-sialyltransferase activity
Source: RefSeq, a predicted model, not a curated record